CGCGACCAUGCAUCGUCUGCGAGCGAGAAAGUUGUCAAAUCUUUUAGGUUCUCUGGUCAAAGAUUCUCAAAGAAUUGUUAAACCAUGUGUCACAGUGCAGACAAAGAUAUGCCAGAAAAGAGACUAUACUGGCGAGAAUCUUGCCAAAUAUGGAGGUAGAAAUAUGGUUACAGCCUUGACUGGUGAUGGAGUUGGACCAGAACUUAUUGCUCACGUCCAGGAGAUAUUCAGGUAUGCUGGAGCUCCUGUUGACUUUGAACAGAUAGAAAUCAAUGCCAACUCUUCGGAUCCAGAUUUCCUUCAGAAAGCCAUGUUGUCAGUACAGCGGAAUGGAGUAGCUCUAAAAGGAAACAUUGAGACAAAAUUUGACGAUCCAAGCUUCAGGUCCAUGAAUGUUGAUCUCAGGGUACAGCUGCAGUUAUUUGCCAGUGUGGUUUGGUGCAAGUCUCUACCUGGAGUACCUACCAGACAUAAAGAUAUAGACAUUUUACUCAUCAGAGAAAACACCGAGGGGGAAUACUCCAACCUGGAGCAUGAGAAUGUUCCAGGGGUUGUGGAAAGUUUGAAAAUAAUAACUGCAGAAAAGUCAACAAAGAUCGCGAAAUAUGCAUUCGAUUAUGCUCAGCAGAAAGGGAGGAAGAAGGUGACUGCCAUCCACAAAGCUAAUAUUAUGAAGAUGGGUGAUGGGCUAUUCCUAGAAUGCUGUCGUCAAGUGGCUUGUCUGUAUCCUGACAUAGAGUUCAAUGACAUGAUUGUAGACAAUGCUAGCAUGCAGUUGGUGUCCCGACCGCAGCAGUUUGAUGUACUACUGAUGCCUAACCUGUAUGGGAACAUCUUAAGCAACAUCGCUGCUGGUUUGGUAGGAGGCCCAGGGGUUGUGCCAGGUGUCAACAUUGGACGAGACUUUGCUGUGUUUGAAAUGGGCACAAGAAGUUCUGGCCGAUCUUUGAAAGGCAAAAAUGUAGCCAAUCCCACAGGCAUGCUGCUUGCUAGCUGUGAUAUGCUUGACUAUUUAGGGCAUAAUAAACAUGCUGAAAUGAUCAGAGAUUCAGUGAUGACAGUCAUGAAUGAACAUAAGGUUCACACACCAGACUUAGGAGGCCAGGCAACAACUCUCGACCUUGUACAUGCUGUAAUCGAUGAUCUUAAACCAAAGACUCAGAGCUGAAUUUUUUUUCAACAAGAUCCCACAGUGAUUGAGAAGUAGAUGAUUUAAAUUUCGCCACGCAACAUUAAGAAUCUCCGAAGUCAAGAUUUUCCCUUCUGGAUAUACCACCGUGUCGAUACACAAAAAAUGAACUUCUUUACUACUGCAUUUCAAAUAUAUUUCUGUCAUAACAAAUAACAUAUUUGAACAUAUUUAUUGAUCCAGUCCAUUUUAUUUGAAACACAUACUGCCGAUAUAGUUAGGUGCAAUAUAUAUGUGUUUCUUGUUCAUUUUAGUAUGUUGAUAGUAAGCAGUAUAUCUAUGACUUUCAAUGCUGGUUAAGAUUCAUUUCCAGUACAUAUAUAUGUACAUCAUAUGUAAGUAGUAAGUGAAAUCUAAGAAGCCAGUUCAAGUGUUCCGGGGAAGGGAUACAAGGGAAAACUUCCCCAGAAUUAAGAUUUCCUGAGUUGUAAGGAGUCUUUUAUUGAUUACAAAUAUAUUUUGUUAUGAUGCAAAUGCAAUAUUAUCAUCUGUCUUAGUUGACAUUGGUAAAAACUGGAAUGUUCUUUUUUCGAAUUUUAAAUGUGCAGUAUCUUUCAAAUGUAUGUAGUUAUAUAUUUAUUUGUCAUUAAAAUUAUGAAAGAAUGUU
Molecule: messenger RNA, 1796 nt
Organism: Ylistrum balloti
Lineage: Eukaryota; Metazoa; Mollusca; Bivalvia; Pectinida; Pectinidae
Product: isocitrate dehydrogenase [NAD] subunit gamma, mitochondrial-like
Exons: 15
Coding region: 8-1168 (386 amino acids)
Biological process (GO): isocitrate metabolic process; tricarboxylic acid cycle
Cellular component (GO): mitochondrion
Molecular function (GO): magnesium ion binding; oxidoreductase activity, acting on the CH-OH group of donors, NAD or NADP as acceptor; NAD binding
Source: RefSeq, a predicted model, not a curated record